This is a messenger RNA of Hyalella azteca, 4939 nucleotides long. RefSeq lists its product as uncharacterized. The transcript is spliced from 14 exons. Lineage: Eukaryota; Metazoa; Arthropoda; Malacostraca; Amphipoda; Hyalellidae. Bases 204 to 4925 code for a protein of 1573 amino acids. The record is from RefSeq and is a predicted model, not a curated record.
UCCACCGAAACUUGUAUUGUCGUGUUUAUCAACAAGUUCGAUGAGCAUGAAAUUACGACUAAAUGGACAUUUAAACUUCGUUCUUCAUUCAUGAGCAUUCUGAGCUGCAUUGAAUCCCGGUACGAGGAAGAUAGCAAGAUUUAUAAAUGUCGUAGUUUGAAAACUGGAAAAUUUAUAGAACUUUGACUUGAAGACAGUUCGAAAUGGGGUGGCAACAGCUUCUCAACAAUUCCAGCCUUCCACUAAAGAAACGGCUACAUGGAGCUCUUGUGGCCUUCCUGUCUUCAUCUGUGGAACUUAGAACACAACAAAAAGAAGACAUAGUCAUUUUUUGGCUCACUAGAUUAGUUAGGGAAAAACAGGCUACCACAUGGCGCGAGGGAACUGAUGUUGAACAAGAGCAAGUUUGGGAACUGCUGGACAAUAUUUUUUCAUCAAAUAGACUGCAGAAGUUGGUGAACAAUGGCUGGACCUGUCCUAUCACAUCAGCUUUCCCUCGGAGCAUUGUUGAUGUGCUGGGCAGUCCAAACCUGGGUCAACAGACCUGUAGACACGUUGUUUCAACAGUGUGUUCUGUCAUAUCCACCCCAGCACUUGUGUCAGUCAUCAGCAAUUCUGCUGCUCUUUCAUUGCAAGUUUUGACUGCGCUGCUGGAUAUUGCCAUGAGCUUCCCUUGGAGUAAAGUUGAAGAAGAGAGACUCAAAAGGGAACCCAGCAAGCAUGAAGCUUCUCACAUUGAUUCUAAAGUACUGGAAAACUGGCCAGCAAAAAAGAAGAGGGGUACUUUCUCUUAUGCUGGAAAAAAUGAGACUGAUAUUUCAGUACCUCAUGUAGUCUAUGAAGAGAAAGUUUUACAAGCCAUCUCGAUUUUACUCAAUGAAGUGAGAUCUCAGCUUCUUGUAAAAAAGGAUGAUACUGCUGUCAAGUUCUGCAGCCAACAGCUUCUACGACGCCUUGUUAUUUUUGAAACUUUGUCAGAGGCCUAUUGUGGUAAAUUAAAAUUUAAUCUACUAAUAAAAAUGGAAAAUCUCAUUCAGAACUGUCUGUUUAGUCCCAAUAUUUCAGUUCAGUACAAAACAUUCCUAUCCUUCAUGAGUGUAGAGGGCUGCAAAGAAUUCAGCGAAUUAUCGCUUAUUCCAGUGGUUUUAAGCAGUGUGGCCUCUAUCAUGACCAGUGAGUCGUUGCCUGCCGUUAAACGUGCUGUUUCUCUCUUUUUUGAGGGUUUUGUGCAAAAGUUUUCCGAGGAAGAGUGGGUAAAAAUGCUGGCCUGCUUACUGCAUAUGGCUGGUAUAACUCUCCCCAAGAGCUUUAUCAGUUGUGACAGUGAAGCAUUAGAGUUCAUUGUCAAAAUGCCUCUAGAGAAACGCACUCAAGAAGGCAUCAUAGCUUCACUAUUGCAGUCAUCACUGUUCUCUGGGAAGAUAACUGAAGACUGUCCUAUGGAUUCUUACCUACUACUCCUACAAGAGCAUCUCAUUGAAUCACGGCCUCUGAGCUGUGACUGGUUUGUGGCCAUGCGAGUCCUGCUCAUGCAUUCUUCAGACAAUCACCCUGACGAGUUCAUAGGUGCACUUGGUGAAGUGGUCUGUGCUCGUAAGCCUGAUGAGCAGUCAAUGCAGGCAGUGUCAGACCUCCUACUUGACCUGCAUAAAUAUUACACCAAAGCUGUUGGUCCUGUAGCGUUUGUGACGCUGCUGAUGGAGAGCAUUAUCCUCAAGAAAGACAAGUUAUUGGCCCACACUGAUAUAUUGCCGAUUUUUGCUCCCACUGAGAAUCAAGGCCUCAAAUUGCUGCUGCCACCUCAAUUUCUCGCAUCAUUGGGCGCUACAUUGGGCACUGCAGAACCUCUCAUGUUUCUCGAUAUCUUUGCUGCCUUGCAAAACAGUGCCGACAAAUUCCUCAUACCUUUACUGACGGAAAGUGACGACUGCAGCACAGUAAGCCAACGCCGUGCCCUGGCCGUGUGUUGCUGGAUACUCAGUGUUCUGUUGUACGAGGCAGACCCAACACGUAUCCUUAAUGUGCAAUCUUUUGCUGAGAAAAUGGCCAUUAAAGUGGCCGAGUUCAUUGAAGUUUUCGAUUCUCUCCUGGGCAAGCUCAGCCAACUGAAGUUUGACAGCGCGAGUUACAUUGGAGUAUUGCUGCUGAGUCACGCAUUCACCAACUUCUUCUUGCAGCUCCUCAGCAACGACGCUUUUGUGGAGUUCUGGAAGCCCCGGACGCGUUCUCCAUUAUCCCUGGUGCCGCACACGGCGCCCGAAGCAUGGUCGGUCCUGCAGAGCACCAUCGAUGUUCACGGAGAUUCAGACUCGCGAAGCCUUAUGCUGCGCUUAAUUCUUCUCAGACUGCAGCAUUUGAAUGCUGAACGAAAACGAGCUAUGGUCUUAUCAUUGCUAUCUGCUGCUGGAGAAUCGUCUCUUAAAAAUCAUCUCGAAGAAGAAGGACUUACGAAGAUCUCAGUUGCAGAACUGACAACCGCCAUAGCUUCACUGUCUGACGUCGUUCACAAGCACUUCGAGAAAUCUAAGGAAGCUCCGAGAAUUGUUAAGAACUUGCUUUGUGAAAAUCUUAUUUCCGGUUUUCAUUUACUGAGCAAUCGGAAGACUAUUGCUAGGUCUGCGCUGUCUGCUUACGUGGCCAAUCAAAUGCUUCUAAAAUAUAUUCCUCGACUACAAGGAAAUAUUGCUCUUCUGGUUCCUCACCUCAUUUCCGUAGCGUUUGCAAGGCUUACUUCAAUAAUUAAAUCCUCAGAAGACUCGACUGGAGGAAAGAAACGCAAGCGAAGUGUAGGUGCCGAGACUGUUGCGUGCGAUGCAGACGACCUCAGUGUUAUUCUGAAGGCCACGAGAGCCAGGCUCGAUGGGUUUGACAAGCCCGAUUACCAAAAGAAAGCUGAACGUGAGGAUGCUAAGCUAGCAAAGGCUAGCCUCAUGAGUAUCGUAGAAGCUCUCAAUAAAGGAGUUACUUUACCUCGCAUUAACUACUCAGACGGGCAUAUUGCUGUCAAAAUAUUUAACCUCAUUUUAGACUUUCGGCUCGACUCGCUUGCUGCUAAUCAAAUCGCCGCCCUCCUUCAAGCAUUCAUGGCUAUUCUAUUCCUGUCUGACUUGAGCGAUAAGGCUCAGAAGAAGAUUACUAUACUGCUGCUGCGGUGCAUCAAUCUCUGCUACGUCUCGAAAACGACUGACGUGACCGUGGUUCCCGCUCGUAGUCUUCCAACUCUUGCCAUCGCACUAAUCUCGAUGCGACACGAUUUGUCUUCGAUUUUUCUUCAAGUUAAGGAGCCAAAAUCUGACGAUAAUCUGAAUGUUAACGAAACUGUAGCCAUCAACUUUGACGCGGUUUUCAAGACCGUGUUGAAACAGUUGGUAUAUUUCAGCAAUGUCGAGGACUUGAUCUCGCCUGUGACGGAUUUCAUAGUGAGCAGUGCAAUGAAGACCUCAGCGUCUGGCAUUGACGGCCGGUAUCUGCAAACCGCCUGGGAUUUUGUGUCUAUUUGCGCCCAGGCGACAUCUGAAGCUUCUGGACAGCGCAUUCGCUACAGCAACGCAGCCAUCCGCACGCUCAGCUCAUGGUGCUUGAGCGGCUUGAAAAAGUGGAGUCUUGCAUCAAUAUCGGCUAACUCUGCCAACUGCAUUCUUCCCAUGCUCACCGAGCUGUUGAUUCUGGAGUUUGGUCUUAGAAAAACCACAGCCAGCGCUAAGAAAACCCACGCAAAUAACGAGUUAGUCGAUGGAAAAAAUCACCAAGACAAGUUGGAAGCUGGCAGCAUGCAAUGCUUUGAACAUCUUCCUUCUGCAUGGGAGCUCGCAGAAAAGUGUCUGAUUGACAAUGAUACCUCCGUUCAAGUGUCUGCUUUACUUUUUAUAUCUGCUGUGAAAUCGGUGCCUGCAGAACUACGUCAGAAAUUCACUGAUGAAACCAUAGCACGUGCCGUGUUUACCUUUUUCCUGAAAGAGUCUCCGGUGCAAGCUCUAGAUACAAAAAAUAUUCACUCCGAAGCUGAAAAUAAUUACCUACUGGAGCUAACUUCAACCAGCAAACUUCCUCUUGCUGUUUUUCUCUCCGACUGUUCUUUGGACAUGUACGGGGAGUUACUAGGCGAGCUCAUCAAACGCAGUACGGAUUUGUCGUGCUGUCUCUCCGUGCGCACAAUUACGCUGUGGCACAUGGUCAUGCAGACGGAUGUGGGUGUGAUGGAAAGACGGGUCAAGCGAUCUGCUCUCAGGACCCUUGCUCAGAUCAUCGUCCGGCAUCUCAAGUCACCCAACUCUCUCUUCUCGUCUCAAGAAAACCUGGAUCAGCUGCCCGGUCUCGCUGGCAACGUAAUGUUAUCAGUGCUGGAGCUGUUCGAUUCUAUGAUGAAAAGCAACGUGUCGCUACCACACCAAGUGGUCAUGCAUGUCCUGAGCGCCGUCACCGUGUCAACAAGACAUCUCAGCCCUGCAAACUUUGCACUCGUAUGGAAAAGUCAGGUCUCACUGCUGAUGUCGUCUCUGAUUUCGCGGACCACGGCGUGGAAGCUUCGAGUCUCCGGCCUGUUGAGCUCCAUACAGCUCCUGAUACAAGAGCUUGUGUGGCGCAGCCGCGCCGAAAUCCAUCACUCCGUCGAAAAUAUUGAGUUGCUUACAAGCUGCGGCCUAAGCCUGGACCAGCUAAUUCGUAAGGUAGAGCUUCUAAAGUAUGAGCUGUACCCUGUGCUUCAUCUCACCGUCGGUGGCGUCCUUGUUAUGCUGCAGCAACACAGCAUCAUCGCUCCUGUCAGGAGUGUGCUGGAUAGCCAGAUCUACAAGCUACUGAAGAUGUGCUGCAGUCUGGGACUGAACCACUUGGCAGUGUCGCUGCCGUCUGAAACGCGUCCUCUACUGAGCCAUUACCGCAAUAACUUCAACAAGUACUACAAUGUCAAGCAACAGAUCGAGUAAUGCAACAUAACUCC